Molecule: messenger RNA, 1512 nt
Organism: Apodemus sylvaticus (European woodmouse)
Lineage: Eukaryota; Metazoa; Chordata; Mammalia; Rodentia; Muridae
Product: cytochrome P450 7A1
Exons: 6
Coding region: 1-1512 (503 amino acids)
Biological process (GO): cellular response to glucose stimulus; bile acid biosynthetic process; cholesterol homeostasis
Molecular function (GO): cholesterol 7-alpha-monooxygenase activity; heme binding; iron ion binding
Source: RefSeq, a predicted model, not a curated record
AUGAUGGCCGUUUCUUUGAUCUGGGGGAUUGCUGUGGUAGUGAGCUGUUGCAUAUGGUUUAUCGUCGGAAUAAGGAGAAGGAAAGUAGGUGAACCUCCUCUGGAGAACGGAUUGAUUCCAUACCUGGGCUGUGCUCUGAAAUUUGGAUCCAAUCCUCUUGAGUUCCUAAGAGCGAAUCAAAGGAAGCAUGGCCACGUUUUUACCUGCAGGCUGAUGGGGAAAUACGUCCACUUCAUCACAAACUCCCUGUCGUACCACAAAGUCUUAUGUCAUGGCAAAUAUUUUGACUGGAAAAAAUUUCAUUAUACUACUUCUGCGAAGGCAUUUGGACACAGAAGCAUUGACCCAGAUGAUGGAAACACCACCGAAAACAUAAACAACACUUUUACCAAAACCCUCCAGGGAGAUGCUCUGUGCUCACUCUCUGAAGCCAUGAUGAAAAACCUCCAGUCUGUCAUGAGACCUCCUGGCCUUCCCAAAUCAAAGAGCGCUGCCUGGGUCACGGAAGGGAUGUACGCCUUCUGCUACCGAGUGAUGUUUGAAGCCGGAUAUCUAACGCUGUUUGGCAGAGACAUUUCAAAGACAGACUCACAAAGAGCGCUUAUUCUAAACAACCUUGACAACUUCAAACAAUUUGACCAAGUCUUUCCGGCACUGGUAGCGGGCCUCCCUAUUCACUGGUUCAAGACUGCACAUAAAGCCCGGGAAAAGCUGGCUGAGAGCUUGAAGCAUGAGAAACUGUACGUGAGGGACCAGGUCUCCGAUCUGAUCCGUCUACGCAUGUUUCUCAACGACACGCUCUCCACCUUUGACGACUUGGAGAAAGCCAAGACGCACCUCGCUAUCCUCUGGGCAUCUCAAGCAAACACCAUCCCUGCAACCUUUUGGAGCUUAUUUCAGAUGAUCAGGAGUCCUGAAGCAAUGAAAGCGGCCUCUGAAGAAGUGAGUGCAGCAUUACAGAGGGCUGGCCAAGAGCUCGGCUCUGGAGAGCACGCCAUUUGCUUGGAUCAAGUGCAACUGAACGACCUGCCAGUACUAGAAAGCAUCAUCAAGGAGGCUCUGAGGCUUUCCAGUGCAUCCUUGAAUAUCCGGACAGCUAAGGAGGAUUUCACUCUACACCUCGAGGAUGGUUCCUAUAACAUUCGAAAAGAUGACAUCAUAGCCCUUUAUCCACAGUUAAUGCACUUGGACCCUGAAAUCUACCCAGACCCUUUGACUUUUAAAUAUGAUCGGUACCUUGAUGAAAAUGGGAAGGCAAAGACCACCUUCUAUAAAAAUGGAAACAAACUGAAGUAUUUCUACAUGCCCUUUGGAUCAGGAGCUACAAUAUGUCCAGGAAGACUGUUUGCUGUCCAAGAAAUCAAGCAAUUUUUGAUUCUGAUGCUCUCCUGCUUUGAACUAGAGCUUGUGGAGAGUCAUAUCAAGUGCCCCCCUCUAGACCAGUCCCGGGCAGGCUUGGGAAUUUUGCCACCACUACAUGAUAUUGAGUUUAAAUAUAAACUGAAACACUGA